This is a messenger RNA of Monopterus albus (swamp eel), 2159 nucleotides long. Its product is annotated as zinc finger protein 501-like. The transcript has a single exon. The record is from RefSeq and is a predicted model, not a curated record. The coding region runs from base 371 to 1567 and encodes 398 amino acids. Gene Ontology annotation, biological process: regulation of DNA-templated transcription. NCBI's taxonomy places the organism in Eukaryota, Metazoa, Chordata, Actinopteri, Synbranchiformes, Synbranchidae. Gene Ontology annotation, molecular function: RNA polymerase II cis-regulatory region sequence-specific DNA binding; DNA-binding transcription factor activity, RNA polymerase II-specific.
GUCGAGGCAGAAGGCCGCCCACCAAGAGCCGGGGUCUGUUGGAGGUUUCUUCUGUUAAAGGGAGUUUUUCCUCCCUAGUGUGACCCAGUGCCACUGAAGGGGGAUUUGUUGGAUUUUUGCUAUAAUAGUGUAACGUGUAAACCUUACUAUGUGAAAGUGUCAUGAGAAGAUUGUUGCUGUGAAUUGUUGCUUUACAAAUACAAUUGAAUUAUAUUGAAUUUUUAAAAUUGUAUUUACUGUACUAAAUUUGAGUUUUGACUGAUAUGAAGUUGCUGCAUUUGCUAAUUUGUAAUGUUUUAAUUUUUAUUCUAAAGUCUAAAGAGUGAGUUGCUGUUAUUUGAAUUUCCUAAUUUAAUCACAUUUUGAGUUCAUGCAUCAGUGUGAAAAUGAUGACACAUUCUACAGGCUUUACAGCACUUUGUUUUUCUCUCUCACUACAUCAGUGACCUGUUCCCUGUGUCCCUUUGUCCCUCCAGAGCUGCCACAGCAACAUGUCUGUAAGGAGGAGGUUGUGGCUGGCCAACAGCUCUGUGACCAGGAGAGGAACGCCAGUCUGGACCAAGAGGACCCAGAGCCUCCAGAGAUUAAAGAGGAACAGGAGGACGUCCGUAGCAGUCAGGAGGGAGAGCAGCUUGGACUGAAGCAGGAGAGCAAUCCCUUUGUGUUGACUGCUACUGAUGAGGACAGUGACCACAGUGAACCAGAACCAGAACCAGACAGUGACCAGCAGCUCCUCUCUCACAGCUCCCCUGUAGCUGAGAGCCAGGAUCAGAAAGGAAACCAGCAUGUAGACUCAGGAUCAACCAGUGACAGUAGGAAUGUGGACAACUCUCCCAUGUCACAGACUGAGUGUGAUCCUACCACAGGUAACAAGUCCUUCACAUGUGACACUUGUGGGAGAACUUGUAGACGCAAGUCCAAUUUGAACCAACAUUUGAGAAUCCACACAGGUGAGAAGCCAUAUUCUUGCAACACAUGUGGGAAGAGUUUCACUUGUAAUAGUUCUUUAAAUACCCAUCAGAGAAUCCACACCGGUGAGAAGCCACAUGUUUGCAACACAUGUGGGAAGAGUUUCACACAAAGUGGUAACUUGCAUGACCACAUGAGAAUUCACUCUGGUGACAAGCCAUAUUCUUGUAAAACAUGUGGGAAAGGAUUCAUUAAGAGCUCAACCUUGACUGCCCAUUUAAGAAUCCACACCGGUGAGAAGCCGUUUAUUUGCAACACUUGUGGGAACGGAUUCAAACGGAGGUCACAUUUGACAAAUCAUUUAAGAAUCCACACCGGUGAGAAGCCAUAUUUUUGCGACACCUGUAGGAAAGGAUUCAGUGAGAGGUCAACCUUGAAUGCCCAUUUAAGAAUCCACACAGGUGAGAAGCCGUAUAUUUGUGACACUUGUGGUAAGGGAUUCGUGUGGAGCUCACAUUUGACGAAUCAUUUAAGAAUCCACACAGGGGAGAAGCCAUAUUUUUGCGACACCUGUAGGAAAGGAUUCAGACGAAGGUCAAACUUGAAUGCCCAUUUAAGAAUCCACACUGGUGAAAGGCCGUUUCCUUGCAGCACUUGAGGAAAAGGUUUCACAGAGAACAGGGCCUUGCAGGUCCACAUGAAGGUCCACACAGGUAAGAAGUAGGGUAGCAACAGUGUGAGAUUUUCCCAGUAUGAUAACUGUCUUAUUGUGGUUUCACAGUAUCAUCGUAUAACAUGUUACACCAUUACUAUGAUUAAAGUAAUUAAAACAGAAGGGUUUUUUUUUAUAUAAAUUGCAAACAGGGUCAGAAGUUAACACCCACCAGGAGUCAAAAACUGGUAGAUUUUCCAUUUAGUGAGUAAAUCUCAGAAGACCACCUGCCACACUGGUGGGUAAAUGUUUGUAGCAAAAUAGUCAUGGACUAAAACUGUAUCCUGCCCUGCUUCUGUUUGUCAGAGUCUGAGACGCACACCCGUGUCUGUGAAGACCUGCUCCUGCUCUGCCUCUGGUUGACUAUAGUUUGCAUGUUAGCACCAGUAGUGGAGGAAAUAUUCAGAUCCUUUAUUUAAAGCUACUGAAUGCAACUUGUUUGAAUAUUUUUGCUGUAGAAAUGUGCUCCAAAACUUGUCUUGAUGUGGAGAGGUACUGUCGAAGCCCCUCUACACACUAUUUACAGUGGGUACGGAAA